AAAACAAAAACAAAUUAUGAACUCAGAAUGGGAAAUGGAUUCUGAUCGAAAGAAAACAUUUUUCAAAUGCACAAAGUGGCAAUUCGAGGACACACUCGAUCCUAUUAACUGCCCUUUCCACUACUUCUGUGACAGCAUCUAUGCCGGCGACUACCCUCAAAUCACUGACGUUCUGGUUUUCUUCUUCGUCACGGUUACUUACUUGACGACGCUAAUUGUUGUCUUAAGGAAGGUAAUUAUAUCAAGAAGAAGAAGAGAAGAUGCUGAUGAUGAUGAUGAUAAAGCAAAGAGGUACUUACUUCCUUCUGGUCCAAUCUCUCUUCCUUUGAUCAUCUUGAUCCUUGCAAAAGGUCAAAGGAUCAAUACCCUUUUCCCUAUUUCCAUCUUUGGACCUGCGAUCCUACAGCUUGUUCAACUCUCAGUGCUUAUGUUCGAGAACAAUAUCGAAAAAGAAGAAAGCUUUGUCUUCUUUGAAGCCUCUACUAUCUCGGGAAUUCUCCACGCUAGUCUUUACUUAGACGCUGUGAUUCUCCCCUACUAUACAGGAUUUGAUGCUCUGGUCACAUCUACUUUCUCUGGAGUCUGCAAGUCUUGUAUAUGCAGGAAAGAGCCAUUAAUAGUGGGAGGGAAGAUUGUCGCCUACCGGGGAUGGUCUAGUACAACGUUCUUGGUGGUUGGUGUUUUGUUUUUGAGGAUUAUAAGCAAGUUAUGCAAAGAAGAAGGAAAGAAGAAAAGAGUUUUGGUGAUUCAAAAUGCAGUGGAAGGAUUGGCAUUGCUUGUUCUUGUACGAGAUUGUGUGUACUUGGCGGUUAUGUCCCCUGUUGAAGAGCCCAUCUUGUUUAGGGUUUUUGUGUAUGGUUCUCUUCUUCUGUUGAUCUGUGUUUAUGUAAUUACACAAGUAUGUUGUUUCGUUAGUAGGAGACAGAGUAAGAAGACAUCAGACACUUGAUAUUUGAAACAACAAGGAAAAAAACAGAGGCAAGAUGAAGUAAAUGUAAAUGAUACUAUUGCUUAAAGAUGAGUUAUUUUUGGGUGAGUGAUGAUGAAAUUAAUGGUAAAACUUAAA
Molecule: messenger RNA, 1066 nt
Organism: Arabidopsis arenosa
Lineage: Eukaryota; Viridiplantae; Streptophyta; Magnoliopsida; Brassicales; Brassicaceae
Source: the annotation of a GenBank genome assembly